CCGGGGUUCCUCCGACGCGCGACGGAGGGAGAGAAAGAAAGAGCCCACAACUUUCAAAAGUUUAAUUUCUAGGGAUUUUUAAAAUUUCCUUUUUUCUUGUGUGGUCGAUUUUCAGUUUAGCUAGUUAGAUAGGUUGGAUUGAGAGGGAGGGAAGAGCAGAAGAAAAUAAAUAGAAUAGAAAUGUCAGCGGCAUUGGACCCUGUCGAUUGGCUUCUCUUCUCUCUCAGUAAAGCUUUCCGUAGUCCUCUUGCUGUUUUUGUUCAGAUCCAGGGAUGUGUAAUAUGCUUGACUCUUGCUAUUGGGUGGGCUUUUGCUGCUUAUGUCAGGAACAGAGAGAUCAAUAGAAUGAAGGAUGCCAUGAAAUGUGGCAAUAGCUUUGCUUUUUUGUGCCAUGAUAUUAAUGAACUUGAGCACACUAAUCAGGUCAAUCUACCAAGAGUUACAGUUGUGAUGCCUUUAAAAGGUUUUGGAGAACAUAAUCUGCACAACUGGAAGAGUCAGAUCACAUCUCUCUAUGGUGGUCCUCUAGAAUUUCUUUUUGUGGUGGAAAGUACUGAAGAUCCUGCUUACCAUGCUGUAUCUCGGUUAAUAAGGGAUUUUAAGGAUGAUGUUGAUGCUAAAAUCAUUGUGGCUGGUUUGUCAACAACCUGUAGUCAGAAAAUACAUAACCAGCUGGUUGGGGUGGAAAGAAUGCAUAAAGAUACCAAGUAUGUAUUAUUUUUGGAUGAUGAUGUUAGGCUUCACCCUGGAUCAAUUGGAGCCCUCACUGCUGAGAUGGAAAAGAAUCCUGAGAUAUUUAUUCAAACUGGAUACCCUCUUGAUUUACCGUCUGGAAGUUUAGGGAGUUACUGCAUCUAUGAAUACCAUAUGCCUUGCUCUAUGGGAUUUGCCACUGGUGGGAAAACAUUUUUUCUUUGGGGAGGGUGUAUGAUGAUGCAAGCUGAUGAUUUUAGACGUGACAAUUAUGGUGUGGUCUCAGGACUUCGAGAUGGUGGAUACUCUGAUGAUAUGACACUAGCUGCUAUAGCGGGAGCCCACAAGAGGCUUAUUACGUCCCCUCCUGUAGCUGUUUUUCCUCAUCCUCUUGCAAGUGAUCUCAGUUUCUCUAGGUACUGGAAUUACUUGAGGAAGCAAACAUUUGUUUUGGAAUCAUACAUAAGCAGGGUUAAUUGGCUAAUGAAUAGAGGACUGUUUUCAUUCCAUUGUUAUCUUUCAUGGGGAUUUGUAGCACCAUACUUCAUGGCUGCAGUUCAUAUUGCAGCAGCAUUACAAAUCUAUAUCAAGGGUUAUUCAUAUGAGGAAACAACCUGUACUACAAGUGGAUUGUUACUAGCAAGUUGCUUAGCUAUAUGUACCCUUACGGAGCUACUUUCCAUGUGGAACUUAACAAGGAUUGAAGUUCAACUAUGCAACAUGUUAUCCCCUGAGGCACCUAAGCUCUCACUUGAUUAUUACAACUGGAGCUUGAUAUUUGUCGCAUUGCUGGUUGAUAACUUUCUAUACCCUAUCUCUGCCUUCCGAUCUCAUUUCUCUCAAUCAAUCAAUUGGUCGGGUAUUCGAUAUCACUUGAAGAAUGGAAAAAUAAACAAGAUUGAAAGGAACAAAGGUAGGGGACCAAAGUUCACAGACUUGGGAGGUAAGCAUUUAUAUGGGAAAAAAGGAGCUCCUCCAAAAGCCUCAUUCCUAAGCUCAUUGGCGAGAAGUUUGUGUCAAUGGCAUCAACCCAAGAAAUACGAGGUUUAGCAGAGAGAAGGAAUGUUUAUUUUUUGUGACCAUUGUGGCUCUUCAUUUUUGGAUCCGAGUGGAAGCAGCAAGGUUUCUGAAGCACAGAUUCUUUAGUUGGUUGGUGGUGGGAUUAUUUGAUGAUUCCUUAUUGGAUUGGUUUUAGUGGUUUAGGAAUUUUCGCCCUCAUUUUUUAGUUGCCAUUCAAUCAGAUUUAUUCUUAAUUUUAUCAACCCUCUUCAUCCGGGGGCUGACUUUGUAACUUGUAUCGAUUUCGUCCUGUAAUUUUAUUAAAUGAUUAUAUACAGUCGGUGUUCAAAUGUGAGACACAAAGUUUAGUGUUUGUGAUUUUACAGUUUUCCAAUUCGCAUCUGU
This is a messenger RNA of Gossypium arboreum, 2097 nucleotides long. RefSeq lists its product as uncharacterized. Gene Ontology annotation, cellular component: membrane. The coding region runs from base 181 to 1743 and encodes 520 amino acids. The transcript is spliced from 14 exons. Gene Ontology annotation, biological process: glucosylceramide biosynthetic process. Lineage: Eukaryota; Viridiplantae; Streptophyta; Magnoliopsida; Malvales; Malvaceae. The record is from RefSeq and is marked provisional. Gene Ontology annotation, molecular function: ceramide glucosyltransferase activity.